Messenger RNA from Lithohypha guttulata, 906 nucleotides. RefSeq lists its product as uncharacterized. The coding region runs from base 1 to 906 and encodes 301 amino acids. The transcript has 2 exons. Lineage: Eukaryota; Fungi; Ascomycota; Eurotiomycetes; Chaetothyriales; Trichomeriaceae. The record is from RefSeq and is a predicted model, not a curated record.
AUGGACCAAUCUCGAAGAUCACAAGUUGGUGGCUGCAUACGUCCCAAUUGCAGAGAAUGCAAGAAAGAAGCUCUUGCAAGGGCUAUCGCGGACAAGAAAGCAUCGGAAACCGAUUCCAGCGAGAUUACUCAGAGUCUAAGCACGGCUCCUACUCCUCGAUGGCCACCUCGUCGGUCUUCUUUACCUCCUCGCGCCCCCGAUGACUCGUCGUCUGGCAAUACGUCUGCAGAUGAUGUGCCAGAAACGAUCAUAGAGAACCACAACUCGAGCCUCCAGGCGGACACAUCUAGACGUGUCUCAGAAAACACUACCUUGGCUAGCAACACACAAUUGCCAGACACCUCCUCAUCGAAAGACAAUGACAGCAUAGGGGAACGCACGGUUCCUGAAUCAGAAUAUGAUGCUCUACUGCGAAGAUACGAGGCUCUGCAGUACAAGCAGAGCAAGAUCGAGCAACAGUUGAAAGCCAAUGAGGUCCUCGCGAGCAACAAGCGGAGCUCGAUCUUACUCACAGAACAGUCCGAGACUGUCGCUAUAGGGUAUCAUGAGAUGACGGAAAGCACGACCCUCGAUUUUAGCCCAAAGCAAAAGUCUUCUGCUACAGCACUCGUUGUCGAUCGUCUCGGCUUCGAGUUUGCGCGUUUGGGCAGGAAAAUCAAGGAUAUAAAGCCAAGUCAAAAAGUGACAAAGCUAGUCGAUCGUAGCAGAGAGUUACGGGGACGAGUUAGCGUGCUGCGUCAUGUGCCCAGACGCCAGAAUACUUUGAGCUCAAGAGCUAGGAAGCUCGUUACGGAAGGAGAUGCUGCUGAAAGACCCGAAACGCAAACAGGUGAGGAAGAAGACCUCGUCCGGGAGAUGGAGGCAUUGACUUUGUCUGCUCCGUUGAUCAGGUCGUGGACAAACUGA